AAACCGUUUCCUUCCUGUAGUUUUCCUUCUACCAGAGGUUUUGGUAAAAGAAAUGGAAGACGUCUACAUUCAAACAAAGCUGAAGAAAAUUCUCUAGAAAGCCUCCUCUCACCAAAUCCGUAGACCUCAACACAUAGAAGAACACCACUAAUCCUUCCAACCCCCCACAACCUCAUCUCUUCCCCUUCCUGCUCCCCCAAACACCCAGAAUUCCCCUCCCCCCAUGCAUACCCCUCGAAGGAAAUCGCCUCUCGGCCCGCCGGAGCCUUUCAAUCAUGUCCGGAAGAGCGGUAGCCUCCCGAUCUUUGUCGUCGUCUUCUCCAUCUUCCUCUUCGCCUUGGUCAUGUACAGCGGGGACAUCUGGUCCCUCGCCGAGCUAUCCUUCGACCGGUUCAAAUCAUUAGACUUCCUCCCCCAAUCCAACCAGCUCGAGAAUGAGGAGACCGAACAAGGACCACCAAUCCCCGACGAUGUCGUUGACGGAGAGACGGUGAUGACCGUGCCGGAGACGUGCGAUUUAUCGACCGGCGAGUGGGUCUACGACGACGUGGCAUACCCACUAUAUCGUGAGGAACGGUGUGAGUUCCUCACCAAGCAGGUCACCUGCAUGCACAACGGCCGGCAGAACGACACGUAUCAGAAGUGGAGGUGGCAGCCCAAGGACUGCUCUUUGCCCAAGUUUGAUGCGAGGGUACUGUUAAGGAGGCUAAGAGGAAAACGUUUGAUGUUUGUGGGGGACUCCUUGAACCGGAACCAGUGGGAGUCCAUGGUAUGUCUGGUCCAGUCGGUGAUCCCCAAGGGUAAGAAGAGCCUUCGCAGGGAUGGCUCCCGUCAUAUAUUCCACGCCAAGGGAUACAAUGCUACGGUGGAGUUCUACUGGGCGCCGUUCCUCGUUGAAUCGAACUCCGACGAUCCGGACAUUCACAGCAUUCCGGAGAGGAUCAUCAAGGCCGAUUCGAUUGAGAAGCAUGCGGUGCACUGGAAGGGGGUCGACUAUCUGGUCUUCAACACCUACAUUUGGUGGAUGAACUCGGCCAAGUUCAAAGUCCUGCGGAAGAAGGCUACAAACUGGACGGAUUACGACGAGAUCUUGAGGGCGGAGGCAUAUCAGAAAGUGCUGAAAACGUUGUCGAAAUGGGUGGACAGGAACGUGGAUCCCAACCGGACGUCGGUGUAUUUCAUGAGCAUGUCUCCUAAUCAUUUUAGGAGUACGGACUGGGGCAACCCAGAGGGAGUCAAGUGUGCCAAGGAGACACUACCGGUACUGAAUUCGAUGUACCAGUCACUAGAAUUGGGCUCGGACCGACAGAUGCAUAGGCUGGUAGUGAAUAUGACUAAAUUAAUGAGGCGAGUGCCCAUCACCUUCAUCGACAUCACCAGACUAUCGGAGUAUCGCAAGGAUGCGCAUACAUCAGUGUACACAAUACGACAGGGCAAAUUAUUGACAUCGGAGCAGAAAGCUGACCCCCGUACUUAUGCCGACUGCAUCCAUUGGUGCCUCCCGGGGCUCCCGGACACAUGGAACGAGCUCCUCUACGCCCGUAUUCUAGUGGCUACCAAAAAGCAACAGUGAUCGAUGCAUGUCUGCCAUUUCUUUCUUUUUUUAAUUAGAAUUUAUUUUCUUCUGUUGUUUUUUCUAUUAGUUUGGUUUUGGGGUCGAUGCUGGAGGAGGCGGAGAACAACCAGAGGAGGGAGGGUUUUGCUUUUUGCUUCUUUUUUUUUUUUUGAAAAAAAGUAAUUUUUUUUUAAUUUUUUAGGUGCUGGCACGUGGGUAGUUGACUUGUUAAUCAAAGGUUGGCAAGAACGUGGAUUGUCGGCUACGGUUGAAUUGUAUAUUGAUUUGAUAAAUGAAAGAAAUAAUUAAGGAGGGGGAAGGUAGAAGAAGAAUACAAGAGAGAAUCUUGCAUGCAGCUAAAUGAUCAUGUCACAGUAUUUAAGAUAUAUGAAAAUUUUUUUGGAUGUAAAUCCUCUGCAGCU
Elaeis guineensis (African oil palm) is the source of this 1977-nucleotide messenger RNA. Its product is annotated as protein trichome birefringence-like 28. Gene Ontology annotation, cellular component: Golgi apparatus. The record is from RefSeq and is a predicted model, not a curated record. Gene Ontology annotation, molecular function: O-acetyltransferase activity. NCBI's taxonomy places the organism in Eukaryota, Viridiplantae, Streptophyta, Magnoliopsida, Arecales, Arecaceae.